AUGAAAGGAGCUGGGGGCUGGUCUCCUCUGGUCUCGGACUCGUACCAGUGGCUGGACGUGGACCUUGGCAGACGCACCUCCAUCGCAGCCGUGGCCACACAGGGCAGGUACGGCAGCUCUGAUUGGCUCACGGCUUACCUCCUCAUGUUCAGCGACUCAGGCCACAACUGGAGGCAGCACCGGCAGGAGGACAGCCUGGGGGCCCUCCCUGGGAACUCUAACGCAGACUCUGUGGUGCAGUACAAGCUGGAGAAGCCAGUGAUUGCCCGGUUCUUGCGGCUGGUUCCUCUGGACUGGAACCCGACUGGACGCAUCGGACUGAGGCUGGAGGUCUACGGCUGCCCCUACUCGUCGGAUGUGGUCCACUUUGAUGGUACUGGUGCUCUGGUUUUCCGGCUGGCAGCUCGUCCCAGCGCCGCCGCCGCAGAGACCUUCACGCUGAAGUUCAAGUCGCAGAAGAACUCAGGGACCGUCCUGCACGCCGAGGGCCACGGGGACCAUGGGGACCACCGCCUCAGUCUGGAGCUAGACCAGGGUCGGCUACAGCUCUACCAUCAACAAGCUGUGACCUCCUUGCCUUGGGUUCUGCUGGCCUCUGUGGGGAGCCUCCUGGAUGAUCAGCACUGGCACUACGUGAAACUGGAGCGAGUGAAGAACCACCUGAACCUGACUGUGGACUACACCACCCACCUGGUCCACCUGCCCAACCAGCUGAGCCACUGGGACGUGCACCAGGUUAGCGUGGGGUCCACUCUGGCUUUCGGACUUCAGGGACCGGUUCUGUCCAGCAAGAAUCUGAGCGGCUGUCUGGAGAACCUCCUCUACAACAGCCUCAACCUCAUCGAGCUGGCCAAGAAGACUAACCCCCAGGUCUCCGUGAUCGGAAACGUCACCUUCUCAUGCUCGGAGCCUGCAUCCGUUGCCGUGACUUUCGGUGACCCGCUCAGCUUCCUGUCUCUCCCGUUGCCGAGGGCGUUGCCGGGGGCGGGGUCAGGGCUGGUGGCCGUAGAGAUGCAGAUCCGGACCUGGGACCGUAAGGGGCUCCUGGUGACCUUCGACCUCUCGGAGUUCGGGGUCUGGCUCUACGUGAGCGGGGGCCGGAUCAAACUGCUGCUGAGGACGUCACAGCGCCCCCUGCUGGAGCUCAGUGCAGGCUCUGGUCUCAGUGACGGUCAGUGGCACUCUGUGAGUCUGAGUCUGGGUCUGGACUCGGUCCAGGUCUCUGUGGAUCAGAGUGAAGGCUCCACAGCUCACAUCACUGCAGCUGUGACUCUGAGCGACAGGACACAGUUGCACUUUGGAGGCUGCCCGUCAGAGCAGAGCGCUCCCCAGUGCUCGAACCCCUUCGGUGCGUUCCAGGGCUGCAUGCGUCUGCUGUCGCUGAAUGCACAGACCGUGGACCUCAUCCAGCUGCAGCAGAGGAUCAUGGGAAACUACAGCCACCUCCAGAUCGACAUGUGUGGGAUCAUCGACCGGUGA
Knipowitschia caucasica is the source of this 1479-nucleotide messenger RNA. The record is from the annotation of a GenBank genome assembly. Lineage: Eukaryota; Metazoa; Chordata; Actinopteri; Gobiiformes; Gobiidae.